AUGGCAAAUGUAAUUGAUCAAUUACUUGAACAUCAAAAUCAAAAUGCUAAUAUUACAUAUCUUUUAUCUUUAUGUGAACACGGUAAUCUACAUUUACGUAGUGCAUGUGCAAAUUUACUUGUUACAUUAAUUCAAACAACAAUUCAUCUUUUAACACUAUCAUCAUUAUCAAAUUCAUUUAAUAAUUCUUUUAUUAAUCAAUGUUCACUUGUAUCAACUGAUUCACAAGAUAGUUCAAGUCAUGCAUUUACAAUCAUAGGAAUUGAAUUAUUAGAAGAUUCUAUUCAACAUACUACAAGUUCCUGUAUUCUUGCUAAACAUUUUAUUUAUUGUAUUGCUGAAUUUCUUGUUAUGUUAUCACAUGAUACAUUUCAUUCAAAACAAGUUAUUAACAUACAAGAUUUAAUAAAACAUUAUGAUUCACUAUUAGCAAGUGGACAUGAAUCUGAAACACAUGCUUUGACAGCAUUAGAACCAGUUUUAUAUGAUUUUUUUUCUUUUAUUGUUAAUAGUGUUCAAAUUGAAGAUGAUAAAUGGGAACGUCUUUCACGACAAAUUGUUCAUUUACUUCUUGCUCAUUUACAAUCUCAGAAUGAUGUUUUAUUAUCAGUUAAUGGAACACGAGAUGAAACUUUUAGUAGAGCUUUUCUUCGUGUUUUACAUGAUAUAAUAUUAUGA
Rotaria sp. Silwood1 is the source of this 678-nucleotide messenger RNA. Lineage: Eukaryota; Metazoa; Rotifera; Eurotatoria; Philodinida; Philodinidae. The record is from the annotation of a GenBank genome assembly.